GAACGCCUUUAUUAUGCGCUUAUAUGAUGUGCCUUGGAUAUCUCAUGAAGGUGGAAAUAUUUUUUCAUUGGACAUCCACCCAAACGGAAGCAAAUUAGCCACGGCUGGUCAAGAUGGAGGAGGUGCAGGUCUUUUAAUUGUUUGGGAUCUUGAUUUUCUCAAUGCAUCGAUUGAUGAAACAACUGAAGUUAUGCCUGCUUAUAAUAAUCAUCCAAUGGCUAGAAUACCUCAUUCAAGCAGUAUAAACUGUGUCCGUUGGACUCGUGAUCCUUCCUCUAAACGUCUGGUUUGUGGAGGUGAUGAUCCUGUUCUUUGUAUUUAUGAAUGUACUGGAGUCUUCACAAGUAUGGGAUCAAUUGAUCAACCUUCUUCGUCUACAACUUUGCCUUCUGAACAACAAGAAAUUUUACGAAAAGUGGAAAAUUAUAGAUGUACACAUAAAUUAUUUGGUCAUACUUUGGACGUUUUACAUUUGGAUUGGUCUCCAGAUGGAAAAUAUUUGGCUUCUUGUUCACUUGAUAAUUCAAUGUUUUUUUACUUUUUAAAAUUAUUUUUCCAAUUUUUUAGAAUAAUUUGGAAUGCUCGUAAAUUGCCUGAAAAACUCACAACGUUAAAACAAUCGGGAGGAGGUCAUUCACGAGGCGUCAAGGGUUUGGCUUGGGAUCCUGUUGGACGCUUUUUAGCUACACAAGCAGAGGACAAUACUCUAAAAAUUUGGCAAACUGAUAGUUGGACCUGUGUACAUACAUUCUCUGAACCUUUUGCCGAAUCAGCAAUUUCAACACUUUUUUGCCGAAUGGAUUGGUCUCCAGAUGGUUGUUUUCUAGUUGCUCCUUGUGCAAUGAAUAAUGGAGGGCCAACAGCCAAACUUUUUAUGCGUAAAGAUUGGUCUUAUUCAAGGGAUUUGGUUGGAUUUAGAAAAGCUGUUUGUGCUGUGAGAGCAAAUCCUCACUGUUUUCAACGUUCAAAUUAUUCUGGAACAAAUUCCAAUUUUGCUUGUUUUGCAAUAGGCAGUCGUGAUCGCUCAAUUUCUAUUUGGUUAAUGCCCAAUUUUGCUCGUCCACUUGUUGUUGUUGAAAAAGUUUUUAAAGAUUCUGUUGUUGAUUUGUCAUGGUGUGACUUAACUUUGGCAGCUUCUUCUAAAGAUGGAGUUGUUCGAAUUUUAAAAUUUUCUGAUAAUGAAAUUGGCAAUAUGCUCUCAACACAAGAAACGGCAUCAAUAAUUGAAAAACUUUAUGGAAUUAAACAACACAAUGCAUCUGAUGAACAUUUAAAUAACAAUGAUGAUAGUUUUUCUUCUACUAAUGGAAUCCAAAAUAUUGCAUUUCCUUCUUCCUCAGAUUUUGGUUAUACUUCAAUUUGUGAAUCUCUUGCUCGUCGAACUGCUGAAACAACAAUAAAUAGUGAGGAAGAAUUGUUUAAAGUUGCGUUUGGUCGUGAACCUCCAAAAAGACGUGUUUCAAUGGAAAUGUUGAAAAAAUUUAACGGCAUUGAACAACAAAACCAUUCAAUACCUCCUAAUGGCUCUGAAAAGUCUCAUCCUUGUCAAAAUGGUGAAGCUAAUGGAAUAAACAACACAAAAAUUAACUCUGACAGACGUUUAUUCAAAAGAGCAGAGAAUUUCAAGGAAAGAAGAAAAAUAUUUGAAUUGCCGGAACGGAAGCGACUGUUAAUUGCAAGGAUUGAAAAGGAUUCUCCCAUAAAUUAUGUUGAAGUGAUAAACAAUUACCCUCUAAAAUCUUAUAUUGAACCUAGAAUUGCCAGAUUAUGUGGAUAUAAUAGAAGAAAAGGAGUUGAAGAAGAAGAACAUCAACCAAACUGGACAUGGUUUUCCCGACGACAUAUUUCACUUCUUGUAGCGAAUCGAAUUUGGACAGCUAUAGCAACUUCUGAUGCCCAUUUUCUAACAUUUUCAACACAAACUGGACGCCUUAUUUUUGAUGUUUGCCUUAAAGAACAAGCUUCAUUUUUUCAACAUUUAAAUUUGGAAAAUUUAUUAAUUGGUGGAUGUGGUGGAAUUAUAAGUGUUUGGAAUAUACCUCAAAGAAAACAAGAAAUGCAACAAUCAAUUGCCCCUCUUUUUACUUUUCAGAAUCAACAAUUAAUUAGUGCAAUACUUUUACCUCAAACAAAUAAUGGAAAUAAUGGUGCUAAAGAAACAUUUGCAGGAAUUGAUUUGAAAUUUAGUGAUUUGAAUGUUUACAGAUAUUUGCCAAAUUCUAAUGGAUGGUAACGAUUUUUGAAAACUUUUUUUGGUUUCUAUAAGGGGUUCUUGUGAGGGGGUAUUUUGGUUAAAAAAGGUAUUG
Molecule: messenger RNA, 2306 nt
Organism: Meloidogyne enterolobii
Lineage: Eukaryota; Metazoa; Nematoda; Chromadorea; Rhabditida; Meloidogynidae
Source: the annotation of a GenBank genome assembly